CACGAACGUCUUUCUCUUGUACAAGUGAUUGAUACUAUGUAACGUGGACGUUCGUCCAAAUAAGAAAAUGGAUCGUCCAAAAACAAUAAUCAACCAGCCUUUGGAGUACAGUCUCCGAAUGUUCGGUGUAUGGCCAGAUACCUCGUUCCAAUUAUUAAAAACAGUCGUAUGGACGAUAAUAAUGUUAACGUUCCUUACUUUUCAAUGCUGGUACUGCGUUAUCCAUGCGAAACUAGGCAUAGUAGAGCUCCUAGACGGUUUGAGUUAUGCUCUAUCCAAUUCACUUGUGUUUGUCAAACUAAUCUUGAUUUGGAUUCACAAGCGAACGUUUUAUAAGAUACUGUCUACAGUUUUGAAGGAUUGGAAUGAUCAACACCUUUCAAUUGAAAAUAAAAGAAUAAUGAACGAUAACGCAGUACUAUCAUCAAAGAUUUCGAAUUUCCUGAUCUGUUACUUUGGAAUUUCGUUUCUUUUAUAUACCGGCUCGACUCUGGCAUUGACAGACGAAGAUGAGAUCACUCACCAAAGAAAAUUCUUAAUUAGAAUGGAAUUUCCAUUCGAAGCUACCACGUCCCCGACUUAUGAAAUUAUUCUUGUUAUACAAUUUCUGUGCGAACUGUUAAUCGUUUAUGGAGCUGCCACUUUGAUAGGUUUAACCACAGCUCUAAUAUUGCACAUUGGUAGUCAGCUGGAUGUGCUGUGCGAGAGAUUAACGAAAAUUUCGUUGUCCAAUGAAAAGGAUGAAAUACGAAAAAAUGCCAUUACAGAAUUUAUAACGAAACAUCAGAAGAUAAUAAUACUAUCGCAAAAUGUUGAGAGGAUUUUUAGUUACAUAUCGUUGUAUCAAUUCUUAUCGAAUAUGAUGGUAAUAUGUUUCAUAAGCUUCGUUUUAGCGGUCUCUUUUCGUACAGGACAAGCCGCAGGUUUAAUAAUGAAAUGCUUCCCUUAUUACGUCGCAAUUAACUGCGAAGCGUUUAUUCUGUGCUACACUGGCGAAUACCUCACCUCGAAGAGUGGAGUAAUCACGAAAGCAGUGUAUAAUUCCCUUUGGUACGAUCUGAAACCGCAGGAAGCCAGGCUCAUAUUGUUAAUUAUAAUGAGAUCGCAAAAGCAAUUAACACUGACGGCGGGCAAAUUCGUUGAUCUUUCGUUGGAAGCAUUUGCUAACAUGUUGAAAGCCUGUGCUUCAUAUGUCUCAGUUUUGUACGCCAUAUAUUUAUUAUAUUUUAUCGCGUUAUCGAUACUCAUGGCGAUGAAGAGUAUAAUCAGCCGACCGGUGGAAAUUAGUCUUCGUUUAAUCGGCGCUUGGCCCAAUUCUUCAUACCGAAUAUUGAAAUAUAUUCUCUGGACCACGAUCAUGUUAACAUUCUUGAUAUUCCAAUAUUGGUACUGUAUAACUCAUGUGAAAACUGAUGUACUGGUGGAUUUCCUAGACGGAAUGAGUAUUACACUCUCUAAUACUCUUCUCUUUGUAAAGUUUGUUAUUAUUUGGUUCUAUAAUCGUGCUGUUUUAUACAGAAUGUUUUCCGAAACGGUGUUAACGAUGACAGACGAUUGGAACGAUCGGAAAUCUGAAUGGAACAUGGAGUUAAUGAUUCGAAAAGUCACUCUGUCAUAUCGAAUCGCCAAGUAUUUGCUGAUUAUGUUUUUAUCCAGUAUCUUCCUGUACACGGCUAGUAUUUUCCUCGCUUCCGACGAGGAGACAGAAGCUCAGAACGAAUUAGUGAACAAGAAAUUCUUGUUGAGAAUGGAGUUGCCGUUCGAGGCGACCGAAUCACCCUUCUACGAGAUCGUCGUCGUCGUACAAUUAAUAGUACAAACGGUGUUCGCAAUGAUGUCGAGCAUGUCGAUGGCUCUAAUCGCCACUUUUGUAAUUCACGUGGUGGGCCAAAUCGAAGUAGUCUGCGACAAGUUGAGUGAAAUUUUGGAUGGCCAAAACGAGGAACAGCUACGUUUGGCAAGCAUGAGGAGCAUCAUAGAAAAACACCAAAGAAUAAUCAGCUUGUCGAGUAACAUAGAGACAGUGUUCACGUUCAUAGCAUUGGUACAAUUUUUCUUUAAUAUCCUCGUCAUCUGUUUUGUAGGCUUUGUGCUUAUGACAUCGCUAGGCACCGAAGAAAUGGUCACGGUCGUGUUCAAAUGCUUACCGUACUACAUAACUAUUAACUUCGAAGCUCUGAUACUCUGUUACACCGGUGAAUACCUCAGUUCGAAUAGUGAAACUAUUGGCUGGGUGGCGUACAAUUCAAAUUGGUACGAACUGAGUAUUAAGGAGAAUCGUACACUAUUAUUAUUAAUACUGCGCUCGCAAAGGCCGUUGAGUUUGACCAUUGGAAAGUUCAUGAAUUUGUCCCUCGAAACGUUCGCCAAUAUGUUAAAAGCAUCGGCCUCAUACAUAUCGGUGCUGUAUGCAAUGGAGUAAACAAAUCGACGAGUACCUGAAGAACUGACCGACGUUCGAACAGAACGAAGAAGAAUAGUUAAUACUGUACGAUGCACUAAUGUUUUAAAAGAACGCAAUCUAAAUAAAAUACUGUUAAACAGGA
Molecule: messenger RNA, 2546 nt
Organism: Ceratina calcarata
Lineage: Eukaryota; Metazoa; Arthropoda; Insecta; Hymenoptera; Apidae
Exons: 14
Coding region: 68-2422 (784 amino acids)
Biological process (GO): detection of chemical stimulus involved in sensory perception of smell; sensory perception of smell
Cellular component (GO): plasma membrane
Molecular function (GO): olfactory receptor activity; odorant binding
Source: RefSeq, a predicted model, not a curated record